UGUUCUGUGUACGACGAAGUCAUUUGUAGCGCCCUCUGCUCUGUUGAUGAAAACAAACGCUGGACGAUUGCUCUGCUAAUCAGCAGGCUAUGUCGGUCGGGCUUUUUGCAGUGUAUUUGCGGGGUGUUUUGAACGUAUAAAACGGGGACAUUUCCGAAGACAUCUCGAGUGGGGAACAGGACGUCAAAACCGGGGUUGUCCCGGAAAAACUGGACGUCUGGUCACCCAUAGGUUAAAUAUUAUCCUGCGUAUUUCACCAAGCUUCCGUCUUCUAAAUCUGGUCUGGAAAAGACGUAUUUGUCUCUUUCUGGCUAAAUCCAUUCACUCUACAGGUUUUACAGACUGAUUUCACUUUGAAACAUGAAAAUUUUACAUUCGGAUGAGUUGAAAAUAGCGGAGACUACUUUAUAUGCACAUCUGCCUAAAUCCAUAAAGGUGUAUGGAUUUGUUUUCGCUAUGAACAGAGGGAAACCACACACUUUAGAGGUAUUGGUGGAUACGUGGCCAGAUUUUACCACUAUCAUUGUUCGACCAGAUCCAAAUAAUAAUCGAGCAAAGGACUUUAUGAAGAAGGUGACUCUAUACAGUACCGAUGAAGAAGUCCUGAGAAGAAUGCUUGCUGUGGAAGAUGCAAUUGACUGGAGCACAUACUUCCUAAUAGGAGGAUGUGAUCUACGCCAUUCACCAAUACUGAAGGAAACUGCUGCUUCUCGGGGUGUCAGUAUUAAAGGGUUAUCCUUGGUGCACCUUAUGACAUUAACUGAGCCCAGUCAUUUACCUGAGCUGAUUACCAGUGAACUUGAGUCCAGAUUGUCUGUCCUCAAUGAAUCACAUGCCAAUGUAGUUAAUAAGACUUGGAAAUUUGGUGGGGAUGACAAAGGUUACAGGAACAUCCUGAAGCUCAUUAGAUAUUUCCCCACAUGCUGCAUUACAGAUGAGAACAAUCAGCCUGUGUCCUGGGUGCUGCUGUAUGAUUACUGUGCCAUGGGGAUGUUGCACACUCAGCCAGAGCAUCGUGGGAAGGGCUAUGCCAAAGCCCUGGUAACCACAAUGGCAAAGAGGCUCCAUUCUCAGGGCUAUCCUGUGUACUGUUUCAUUGAAGAAUGCAAUCCGCUUUCCUACAAACUUUUUAAAAGCCUGGGUUUUACAGAGGACCCCUCUUACAGGGCUGUCUGGUAUGAAUUUUUUUGUUAGCGUGAAUACUCUUGUAUUCACUGUCAAUACUGCUGUUUUAUAGAAAGAAAAACGUCUUGGACAUCAUCAUGAAAUCAAAUUUGACAGUUCUCGUUUUUUUUAACGGAAUACAGACUGUUUAAUGGAAUGAUUUUAAAAACAUUUUUCAUUUAUAUUCCCUUGGAAUCUUUAAUCAAAAGCAUUAACUUCCUCUUUCCUUCUCAAUCACGUGUGCACCAUGAGGGCUGGACAAUAAGCCCUCAAUCGAUUCCUGAUGUGCAACAUUUUUUCUUGUUUGAAAAGCAGUUUCACUCAGGUACAUCACAAUAGAGAAUAAAGAUGAUUGACAUUAAUGUUUCACACUGACUUUAACUACGUGAUUAUUUCAUUUUGGUUAAUUUAUAUAAAAAAAGCAGUAUUUUAUACACAAUUGAAACAUUUGUAAUAAAUUUUAUUUUAAUAGUAGAGCUUUCACUUAAAAUGUUGUAUGAAUGAAGGUUAAACCGCCAGUCUGUUAGCUGAGUAACAACUUUACACAAAUUUAUUAAUUCAAUAUCCCAUCCAGAGUUUUAUUUUAGCUGGAAACUAUUUAAUUCCUCAAGAGUAUUUACAUGACCGCCAUAAGAAGGUAAUAUUUCAAUGCUGUGAAAUAAAUCUCAAGACACUAUUAUCAUGCUUGCAGAGAAAUACAAAAUGUUGCCAAACAUUGUGUGGCUCCAGUAUCAUCUUAAUAUCAUAAUUUUAUAGGAAACAUUUUCUUUGUAAGGAGAGAUUUUUUGUUUGCAUUGGAUUGCUUCUCCCAACUGCUGUUUUGAGAUCUCUCCACAGGUGUUCUAUGGAAUUCAGAUCUGGACUCAUUGGCUAUAUUUACAUGCAACCAAAUAGGCCUUUAUCACACUUCCGCGUUCGAAAAGCGGAAGAUUCAAAUAGGGCCGUGUUCACACUUGGCGUCUUUUUUGACUAGAAAAAGUUGACGAGAGCGCUUUUUUAAUGAAAAAAAAAAAGCUGGCAGCGUCUGUUACAAAUAGCAGCCGAGAGCGUCUUUUGUUUCCAUAGCAACAGCGGUAACGGUAGCUAGCAAUGUGUGCUGCAGAAACGUCUGCUUUUGAAGUUAAUGGGGAGGGUGUCGGUUCACAACGACGUUUGUGGGAGCGCGACAUUAUACGGGGAAGGAAACUGUAUAGUGCUUCCAACAAUUUAGUCCAGGACCUCCGGUUGGAUGAUGCACGGUUUCAUACUGUUCCUUGUGCUCCGAAACUAGUACGAUCUGUCUACCGGCUAUCUUCUCAUUUUUUCUUGUUGUUUUUGUUGUUAUGGAAACGACUCGCCACUCGCUUGUCAUUGGUCAGCUGUCAAAAAGGCGCUUGACGUAGGGCGUUUUAAAAAAAAAAAAAGUUGAACUAUUUUCAACUCGAAAAAACGCUCUGAGCUGCAGAAAAAGACGCCGGCGGUAGCGUUUUAAAAAGCGCUCAGGACUUUUUUGAAAACACGGUUUACUCCAUAGGAUUAUAAUGUAAAACAGACGCUGGCAGCUUCAAAAAAGACGCCAAGUGUGAACACGGCCUAAAAGAACUUCCGCUGCAGCCUCUAUCAAUGGCCGUGCCCAUAGCACGGCAUUGUUGUGGAUUAUUUAUGUAGAAUUCAGCACAGAUACGUCUUCUAAAGACACCAAUCUCAGUUUACAACAAUUAAUUGAGUAUUAUGAAACGAAGGAAUAUGUUGUCACGAUAUCCAGAUGCGUAUUUCGUGACUUAAACAGGAGCGCGCGAGCCAUACUGUAUGUGUACAGGCAAUUCUUUACAGUCUGAUCACCUUAUUUCAACACACAACAGCGAGAAAACUAUAUAAACAACAUAUCACAUUAAUAAGCAUUAGAAAUAGCCAAAGCUUAAAACAUUACUAUAGGCUGUAUGAUUAAAUUAAAGGUUUAGGGCAAACUUGUAUUAUAAAUGCUCACAUUUUUUUCACGCGCUGACUUUAUGAUGCAAUCCUCAAUAUUUGCAUCAAAUUUAAGUUGUUCAAAUAAAGAAAUAUUUCCAGCCUAUAGACAAUAAUUAAAAAUAAGUUUGAUCAUCUUAAUCGAGUUAUUCUCCGUGAUUGCGUGCAACGAUUGAAUAUAAUAUACUGUGAACAAGAGUGGGAGGUUAAUCACAAUAAAUAUAAUUCAAAAAUAAACUAAAUAAUAUUAAAUCAGUCCCGAGUAUUCCUCUGGCAGUAACUUGAGCUGCGUGCUCUUCAUUAAUCUGACAGUGGCUUCGCUCAGAUAGGCUCAUGUUACACAUUAAAAUGAAGGAUGACAUGAUACAUGGUAUGGAAUCGGUAUAAAUAUGCAGUUUUAACAUUGACGUUUAUUGCAUCAAUGUUCAACUAAACUAAAUUAGUUUAAUUUUCUUCACAGAAAUGCCGUCUAGACCAUUUCAACGGCUAUUCGGCUGUUUAAGGAAGUGACGUCUUUGGUCCUCGGACGUUUCAGGUUAAUGUUCGAGCGCAUUCAAAACAAUGGCGGCAGGCGCUUGAUACACAGUAGGAUUGCGAUAAUUUAUGUAAUCCUGCUGUUUAAAUUGUCAAAAUUAAAAUUAAUUUUAAUUUCCCCCCCUCCCCCCCCCAUUUGAUUAUUUGUAUUUCUUUACGUUAACUCUUCAAGUAUGAUGCAUUGUGUUUCCAUCAUUGUUUACAUAUGCGCCUAGCGUUUUGAUUCUUUUUUUAGUGAAAAAGGCCAAGCUUCAUUUCCGUUUUAUUGCAAGCAUUAUGAGGGCUUCAGCUAUCUUGUCAGCAGAUAAAUGCAGUGCGUAACACAUUAUAGAAAUGUAUACUGUAAACUUGAAUGUUGUAUACUGUAACAGUUAACUGCAGUAGUUUACAAAAGGUAACGGUAAAAAAAAAUGUCAUCACUUAUUAAGCUUGUCUAAUGUUAAUUCCAACAUGUACUGAUGUAUUAAACAAUAAUAUAAUUAUUUUUAAAUAUUGUGCAUUAAAUUAAAUAAUUGUUCUUCUACUUUUG
Messenger RNA from Onychostoma macrolepis, 4174 nucleotides. RefSeq lists its product as uncharacterized. Gene Ontology annotation, cellular component: mitochondrion. The transcript is spliced from 5 exons. The record is from RefSeq and is a predicted model, not a curated record. Bases 361 to 1194 code for a protein of 277 amino acids. Lineage: Eukaryota; Metazoa; Chordata; Actinopteri; Cypriniformes; Cyprinidae. Gene Ontology annotation, molecular function: glycine N-acyltransferase activity.